GAUGUAAAAUGAAUAUGGGAUGUCCAAAAAUAACUUUCUUCAGCUUAUAUAUUCUCAUCUCUAUGCUCACUUCUUCACUACAUAAUUCUUCAUUAUGGAUUUGUACAAGCCAACACACAUUGUCUUGCUUUCAAGCCCAGGUCUAGGCCAUCUCAUGCCUAUCAUCGAGCUAGCUAAACGCUUCCAAAUCCACCACAAUUUCAAACUCACAAUCCUCGCCAUCACUUCUCAAACCUCACACACUGAAUCUCAUAUUCUCAAAUCAGCCACCAACCCCUCACUCUACAACAUCAUCCAAAUCCCAUCACCAAACAUUUCCUCCCUCCUCCCCGUCUCCGCCACCGUCUGCACCCGCAUCUUUCUAACAAUGCGCCAUUCCAUACCUUCCAUCAAAUCUGCACUCACAAACUUAACCCUCCCUCCUUCUGCUCUCAUCGUCGACAUAUUCGGAACAGAAGCCCUACCUUUAGCCCUAGAACUCAACAUUCCGAGAUUCAUUUACGUAGCUUCACAUGCUUGGUUUCUUUCCCUGUACGUGUAUUCUCCUGUUUUGGACAAACAAAUCCAAGGACCAUACAUUGAGCAGAAAGAACCUUUGAAAAUCCCGGGUUGUAAAUCAGUUCAACCAAAUGACUUGGUUGAUCCAAUGCUGGACCGGUACAACUUGGAGUAUAAAGAGUACUUAACCGUAGCGAAAAACUUCUCCAAAAGCGAUGCCAUCUUAGUUAACACGUGGGAUGAACUUCAACAUAGAGAGCUUAAAGCACUGAAUGAUGGAGAUGGAGAACUAUCAAGUUUAUUGAAAGUUCCUGUGUUUGCAGUUGGACCCCUGGUGAGACAAGCUGAGUCAGAAAUAGGUCAAGCUUCUGAGUCUGUAAUUCAAUGGCUUGAUAAACAACCAAAGGAAUCAGUGGUUUAUGUUUCGUUUGGGAGCGGUGGAACUUUGUCAAAUGAGCAAAUGAAUGAAUUAGCUUUUGGUUUAGAAUUAAGUGAACAAAGAUUUGUUUGGGUGGUACGUGCGUGUGCGUCCACAACAGAAGCUGUGGACGCAGCUUUUUUCACCACUGGAUCCGGUGGUGACGGGUUUGGCGAUGAACUUGAUGAUCAAAUAGGUAAGCACUUACCUGAGGGGUUUGUAGAGAGAAUUAAGAAUAAGAAUGUGGGUUUGUUUCUUCAUGAAUGGGCACCACAAGUCACUAUUUUGAAACAUCCUUCCAUUGGUGGUUUUGUUUCACACUGUGGGUGGGGUUCAGUGCUUGAGAGUUUAACCAACGGUGUGCCUAUUAUUGCUUGGCCGCUUUACGCGGAGCAGAGGAUGAAUGCGGCGUUGUUGGUGGAGGAGCUUGGUGUUGCGGUGAGGACUGUGGUGUCGCCGGGGAAGAAUGUGGUGGAGAGGGAAGAGAUAGCAAGUUUGGUGAGAAAGGUAAUUUUGGUGGACCAAAAUGGGAAGAGAAACCACGUGAGGGAAAGAGUGAAAGAGGUUAGGGUUAGUGCAGAGAAAGCUUUGUUACAGGGUGGUUCGUCUUAUAACGCAUUGUCUCAUGUGGCCAAAAUAAUAAACAAACAAGAUUUUGUUUGUGUUUCAAAAAACAUGGAUACUGAUGGGGAUGAUAUAAAAGACAGAAAAAAUCAGUGAUGUCAUGGGUCUAAUAAUAAGAAAAAAUAACAAAUAUAAGAACGAGUGUAAUAAGUAUAUUAUGGGUCCAUAUAUCACUCCGUAUGUGUGGUGGAGAAGUUAGAUGUGGUUAAACACUUGAAUGUUAAAUCUAUUUACGAGUUUGCAUCUAGCUACAAUGGUUGCGUGGUAAAUGGUAGUCUCUCUCAUAAUUUUGCCACAGCUAAUAUAUAUGGCUAAGGGCCUCUUUUUUUGGUAGUGUUGUUGGAAAGAUCUAUAGUUGAAUGAUUGAUUAAUAAUGAAUAAUUGAACUCAAUUGUCACUCUACUUUUAUUAUCA
Messenger RNA from Medicago truncatula (barrel medic), 1954 nucleotides. Its product is annotated as anthocyanidin 3-O-glucosyltransferase 5. The record is from RefSeq and is a predicted model, not a curated record. The transcript has a single exon. Gene Ontology annotation, molecular function: UDP-glycosyltransferase activity. Lineage: Eukaryota; Viridiplantae; Streptophyta; Magnoliopsida; Fabales; Fabaceae. The coding region runs from base 95 to 1636 and encodes 513 amino acids.